This is a messenger RNA of Protobothrops mucrosquamatus (brown spotted pit viper), 1206 nucleotides long. RefSeq names its product solute carrier family 12 member 5-like. Lineage: Eukaryota; Metazoa; Chordata; Lepidosauria; Squamata; Viperidae. Gene Ontology annotation, molecular function: potassium:chloride symporter activity. The transcript has 8 exons. The annotation marks the transcript as partial. Gene Ontology annotation, biological process: chloride transmembrane transport; chemical synaptic transmission; potassium ion homeostasis. Gene Ontology annotation, cellular component: membrane. The record is from RefSeq and is a predicted model, not a curated record.
AGCGGAAACUUGCUGAGCUAGUGCCGGGCACCCUGGCCAACUGGGCCAUCUGUCACUGGAGGCCAGUGGACCAGAGCCUCUGCGCAAAGGAUGCUGGGGCCGAUGAGCAGCGACCCGGAGAGCAUCCCGGUGGCAGCCUGAGAGGGCGGCUUCAGCACGUGGGCAAAGAGGUGCCCGGGAAGCCACUGGGCUGUGAUGGAAACCCCAAAGAAAGCAGCCCGUUCAUCAACAGCACCGACCUGGAGAAGGGGAAGGAAUACGAUGGGAAGAACAUGGCGCUGUUUGAGGAGGAGAUGGACACCAGUCCCAUGGUCUCCUCCCUGCUCAGCGGCCUGGCCAACUACACAAACCUGCCCCAGGGCAGCCGAGAGCACGAAGAGGCGGAGAACAAUGAAGGGGCCAAGAAGAAGCCCGUCAAGGCCACGCGGAUGGGCACCUUCAUGGGCGUCUACCUGCCCUGCCUGCAGAACAUCUUCGGCGUGAUCCUCUUCCUCCGCCUCACCUGGGUGGUGGGCAUCUCGGGCAUCAUGGAGUCCUUCUGCAUGGUUAUACUCUGCUGCUCCUGCACCAUGCUGACGGCCAUCUCCAUGAGCGCCAUCGCCACCAACGGAGUGGUGCCAGCCGGUGGUUCCUACUACAUGAUCUCGCGUUCGCUGGGCCCGGAGUUCGGGGGAGCCGUGGGGCUCUGCUUUUACCUGGGCACCACCUUUGCAGGUGCCAUGUACAUCCUGGGCACCAUAGAGAUUCUGCUGGCCUACAUCUUCCCCCCGAUGGCCAUCUUCAAGGCCGAGGACGCCAGUGGGGAAGCGGCCGCCCUGCUGAACAACAUGAGGGUCUACGGGACGUGUGUCCUCACCUGCAUGGCUACCGUGGUCUUCGUGGGCGUCAAGUACGUGAACAAGUUUGCCCUGGUCUUCCUGGGCUGCGUCAUCCUUUCCAUCCUGGCCAUCUACGCGGGGGUCAUCAAGUCCGCCUUCGACCCCCCCUCCUUUCCGAUUUGCCUCUUGGGCAACCGGACUCUGUCCCGCCACGGCUUUGACGUGUGUACCAAGGUGGUCCAGGUGGGCAACGAGACGAUGGGCUCGGAGCUGUGGGCGCUCUUCUGCUCCUCCCGCUUGCUGAAUGCCACCUGCGACGAGUAUUUCAGCCAGAACAACGUCACGGAGAUUCAGGGCAUCCCUGGAGCGGCUUCCGGUCUCAUCCAAG